UCUCUAGCAAAACCAGAGAAGAAGAAGAAGAAGGAAGCGGAGGAAGAAGAAGCAGCAGCAGCAGCAGCAGCUCGAAGAAUUACCGCCGGACGAGAAUGGCCGCGAGCCUGCAAGUCGCCAUGGCCUCUCUAAUCCCGCCUUCGACCUCGUCGCCCAUCGGAGGAGGAAGGAGGAGAGGAAGGAGCGUCGACGGCGCCGGCGCCGCCGCUGGGGCCGUCCGCUGUUCCGCAAUCAGCUCCAAGAGCUCAUCCAAGCUCCCCCUGCCGCCAAUCAACCCUAAGGACCCCUUCCUGUCGAAGCUGGCCUCCGUCGCCGCGGCCUCGCCGGAGUCGCUGCUCGACCGCCCCACCGUGAGCUCCGACACGCCCCCGUAUCUGGACCUGUUCGAGUCCCCGACGCUCAUGGCGACGCCUGCUCAGGUGGAGAGGUCAGUUUCGUACAAUGAGCACCGACCGAGGAGGCCUCCACCAGAUUUGCCUUCACUGCUUCUCCAUGGAAGAAUCGUUUACAUUGGCAUGCCGUUGGUGCCUGCAGUCACAGAGCUUGUAGUUGCAGAAUUGAUGUACUUGCAAUGGAUGGAUCCAAAAGAACCAAUAUAUCUUUACAUAAAUUCUACUGGAACAACCCGUGAUGAUGGUGAGACGGUGGGCAUGGAGACCGAGGGCUUUGCCAUUUAUGAUGCAUUGAUGCAACUAAAGAAUGAGAUACAUACGGUUGCCGUAGGUGCAGCUAUAGGACACGCCUGUCUGCUACUUGCUUCAGGAUCUAAGGGUAAAAGGUUUAUGAUGCCACAUGCCAAAGCGAUGAUCCAGCAACCUCGCGUCCCAUCCUCUGGAUUGAUGCCAGCCAGCGAUGUUCUUAUCCGUGCAAAAGAGGUGAUAACCAACAGGGAUACUCUUGUAAAGCUUUUGGCUAAGCACACUGGGAAUUCCGUAGAGACUGUAGCCAAUGUCAUGAGAAGACCUUAUUACAUGGACGCCACUAAGGCCAAAGAAUUUGGUGUCAUUGACAAGAUUCUUUGGCGUGGUCAGGAGAAGAUAAUGGCAGAUGCAGCCCCUCCUGAAGAGUGGGACAAGAAUGCUGGCAUUAAAGUUGUAGAUGGAUUCUAAAAUUUUUCCAAUUUUCAGAUGGACGAUUUUAUUGCAGGAAACUGUGCAAUAAGGAACUAUGCAUACUAAACUCAACUAUGGAGCAUCCCUGCAGGAGAAUAACUGCCGUUUGUAAUUAGCAGCUCUCCUGGAAAUUUUCGACGUGUUGAUCAUAUGACGAUCAUAUGGACAGUUCGCCAGUGCACGAACAACAGAUCGUGGAUAGCGCAUAUAAUUAGUUUCAUUUUAGCUUCAAAUGGGGUAUUAGUUGGCCUGUAACAAUGCUUCAGCCUAUUGAAUUCUUUUUCGUUUCUUC
This is a messenger RNA of Syzygium oleosum, 1404 nucleotides long. Its product is annotated as ATP-dependent Clp protease proteolytic subunit-related protein 3, chloroplastic. The transcript is spliced from 10 exons. The record is from RefSeq and is a predicted model, not a curated record. Bases 96 to 1109 code for a protein of 337 amino acids. NCBI's taxonomy places the organism in Eukaryota, Viridiplantae, Streptophyta, Magnoliopsida, Myrtales, Myrtaceae. Gene Ontology annotation, biological process: protein quality control for misfolded or incompletely synthesized proteins. Gene Ontology annotation, cellular component: endopeptidase Clp complex. Gene Ontology annotation, molecular function: ATPase binding; serine-type endopeptidase activity; ATP-dependent peptidase activity.